Messenger RNA from Salarias fasciatus (jewelled blenny), 514 nucleotides. Its product is annotated as anterior gradient protein 2 homolog. Bases 14 to 514 code for a protein of 166 amino acids. The record is from RefSeq and is a predicted model, not a curated record. Lineage: Eukaryota; Metazoa; Chordata; Actinopteri; Blenniiformes; Blenniidae. The transcript is spliced from 7 exons. Gene Ontology annotation, cellular component: endoplasmic reticulum.
AGGAAGGUGAAAGAUGACCAGAGCAGCCGCGUCCUUCGUCCUGGUCUUGGUGGCCUUGUCCUGCACCUUCGCUAAACAUGUCCCCAAAUAUGGCCAGAGGAUCCCUGAGACGCUGUCCAGAGGUUGGGGUGACCAGCUGAUCUGGGUUCAGACGUACGAGGAGGCUCUGUACCGGUCCAGGUCCAGGAACAAGCCUCUGAUGGUCCUGUUCCACCGGGAGGACUGUGCUCAAUGCCAGGCGCUCAAGCAGGCCUUCGCCAAAAAUAAGGAGAUUCAGAUGAUCCUGGACAAGGACUUCGUGGUCCUCAAUCUGAUGUAUGAAAUCACAGAUGACAACCUCUCCCCUGAUGGACAGUACGUCCCCAGGAUCAUCUUUGUGGACCCCUCCACGACGGUGAGAGGCGACAUCAUUGGUCCCUACUCCGACCGCAUGUACACCUAUGAACCAACUGAUAUAGACGAAUUGCUGAAAAACAUGAAGAAGGCCAAGAAUCUCCUUGAGUUUGAGAUAUGA